This is a messenger RNA of Rana temporaria (common frog), 541 nucleotides long. RefSeq names its product cystatin-A5-like. The transcript has 3 exons. Lineage: Eukaryota; Metazoa; Chordata; Amphibia; Anura; Ranidae. The record is from RefSeq and is a predicted model, not a curated record. Bases 35 to 340 code for a protein of 101 amino acids. Gene Ontology annotation, cellular component: cytosol. Gene Ontology annotation, molecular function: cysteine-type endopeptidase inhibitor activity.
CUGAUGUACGUAAUCUGUUGAACACUGUACAAAAAUGAGUUUCACUUUACCUGGGGGAUGGAGUACACCGAGGCCAGCUACUGCUAAAGAUCAAGCUGUCGCUGACAAGGUUAAAGAUCUGUUUGUGACACAGUCCAAGACGCACCCCAGUAAAUUUAAGGUGCACAGUGUCAUUACCCAGACUGUUGCUGGCUACAAAUACUGGAUGGAGGUUGACACUGGAAAUAAUUCUUAUGUUCACAUUUAUGUGCUUGAACCUAUGCCUAGUGCAAAUGAGAAGCCAAAGUUGUUGUCCUUCAAGCUGAAUAAGAAAAAGGGUGAAAAACUCGGGGAUUGCUAAAUUGUAUUUGAGGCGACACAGUGAAUUAUAUCCCGGGAAAUCCUUCUGUAUCCAACUCUGUCCUGUCAUCAUCAUUAUCCCCUCUCUAUAGUUCUCUCCAAUCCCUUCCUCUUUCCAUGGUGUCCCGGGAACUCCAAUAUAUAUCCGAUACGUCUCCUUGUAUUUUCAAUGUUAAUCCUUGAAUAAAAUCUUUUGUUGUUA